Molecule: messenger RNA, 5225 nt
Organism: Mollisia scopiformis
Lineage: Eukaryota; Fungi; Ascomycota; Leotiomycetes; Helotiales; Mollisiaceae
Product: putative glycogen debranching enzyme
Exons: 3
Coding region: 348-5048 (1566 amino acids)
Biological process (GO): glycogen catabolic process; glycogen biosynthetic process
Molecular function (GO): amylo-alpha-1,6-glucosidase activity; 4-alpha-glucanotransferase activity
Source: RefSeq, a predicted model, not a curated record
GAGCGGCGGGGGUGAGCUCCAAGCUUGAGCAAUCGUGCGCAUUGUGCCUGCCUCUCAUGACGUAUGUUCCUUCACUCUUACUGUACAGCACCAGCACCCAAACGUUCACCAAGCCGUACCGAACGAAUCUGCAGAUCCCGCUCGCAGCUAGCACAUUAGCAGAUGACCUAGUCCAUAUUCCUUCCUUCACCGUUUUUGUGCCUGUUGAUCUAGAUUGCUUAAAAUCCUCUUGCUUUUCCAUUCUCUCGUCGCCCUCUCAUUUUUCACCCUCUUGCGCCGGACCCCAGAUUGAGUAAAUUUCCCCCCAAGACCGGCGAGAGCUGUUGUGCACCCACUGCUGAUUCACAAUGGCUCCCAAGACAAUGAUUUCCAGCGAGGUCUACUUGCUCCCACUCAAGGACGAUGGAAGCCCCGAUGUCUCCGGAGGCUACAUCUAUCUCACGCCCAAAUCCAGCGCCCCGAUUGUCGUGCGAUUCGAGAUUGAAGGUACUUCUUCAAUCUGCAGACAUGGCAGUCUGUGGGUGAACAUCCCAGAAGAAGGCGCAGAAUUCCGAAGAGACAAGUUUCGAGAAUUCAAACUCGAGCCAGACUUCAAUCGAACAAUUCAAAUAUCAAUCCCCAUCCACGGUGCUGGUUCAUUUGCCUUCUAUACUUUCUAUACACCUCUUCCAGAACUCACUGAGACUGCGCAAAGACCCCUCGAGCCUACGAAGACAGAACUCUUCUAUAUCGAUGUUGCUCCACGACUCACGUUGGAGGGAAGGCAGAUGCCCCUGGCCGCUUUGUCCAUAUUCUCAUUGAUUUCGAAAUUCAUGGGGAAAUACCCUACAGACUGGGAGAAGCAUCUGCGAGGAAUCAGUGCCCGAGGAUACAACACCAUACAUUUCACACCAUUACAGCAUAGGGGAGUGUCAAACUCGCCAUACAGCAUCUAUGAUCAGUUAUCCUGGGACCCAGAAUGUUUUCCAAAAGGAGAAGCUGAUGUGAAAAAGCUUGUUGAGAGCAUGGAAACACAAUAUGGUCUUCUUGGUCUUACUGAUGUCGUCUGGAACCAUACCGCGGACAAUAGCAAAUGGCUCCAGGAACAUCCUGAGGUUGGAUAUAAUGUUUCUACAGCUCCCUGGUUGCGGUCUGCUCUGGAACUGGACACAGAAUUGCUCGAUUUCAGCAGCAAGCUAGCGGCAAAUGGAUUGCCUACUGAUCUAAAGUCAAUAGCAGAUCUUACGAAACUCAUGGAAGCAGUCAAAGAGAAUGUUGUCGCGAAACUUAAACUCUGGCAGUACUAUGUCAUUGAUGUUGAACGAGAUGCUGAUGCGAUUGUUGAUUCCUGGGCUAAUGGCAAAAUCUCGUUUCCUGAAGGGGGUUUCGGGGGCUCGGAUUUUGGAGGCCUAGAGACAAUCAAGAACGCAACACCUACACAGCAAGCCAAAUUCUUGAAAGACAAAGCACUUCUUGGUGCAGAUGCUCUGGGGGAACGUUACAAGCGACGCAUAGAUCCGGCUACUGGAGCAGCACUCGUAACUGCCAUUUUCGGUAGAUUUGAAGGAGAUACCUCUGACUCGGCCGAUCGAGCUGCUGUUCGCAACAAACUGAUACACAUCUUGGACGAAGUUAACCUUCCUCUAUACAAAGAAUACGAUGCCGAUGUCGUUGAAAUUCUGGAACAAUUGUCCAAUCGGAUAAAGUAUGUCAGAUUGGAUGAUCAUGGACCAAAGUUAGGUCCUAUCGACCAGAAGAAUCCUUUGAUCGAAUCUUACUUCACACGGCUUCCGAAAAACUCCACCACAGCAAAGCAUAAUCAAGAAGAUCUCGCGUUGGUCAACAAUGGCUGGAUCUGGGCUGCCAAUGCUCUCAUUGACAAUGCUGGGCCAAGUUCUCGUUCUUAUUUACGUCGAGAAGUCAUUGUUUGGGGUGAUUGCGUGAAGCUCCGAUAUGGAAAGAGCCGAGAGGAAAGUCCUUUUCUUUGGGACCAUAUGGCAGCAUACACGCGUCUGAUGGCCAAGUAUUUCACUGGCUUUCGAAUUGAUAACUGCCACUCCACUCCAAUCCACGUGGCAGAAUUUCUUCUUGAUGAAGCGAGGAGAGUUCGUCCCAAUCUAUUCGUGGUUGCGGAGCUGUUUACUGGAUCCGAGGAGAUGGACUAUGUCUUCGUCAAGCGACUUGGUAUCAGCUCUUUGAUUCGAGAAGCUAUGCAAGCAUGGGGAACUGGUGAGCUCAGUCGACUCGUCCAUCGCCAUGGAGGUCGUCCUAUCGGCAGCUUCGAAGUUGACGAUGUCUCUGACAACGCAAAAAAUGCACCCAACGGCGUCCCCAACGGGCAAGCUAAUGGCCAUCCCAAGAGGGAAAUCAUCCGGAGAAUCAAGCAAACGCCUGUCCAUGCCUUGUUUAUGGAUUGCACUCACGAUAACGAAGUCCCAGCUCAGAAGCGCGAUGCUCGUGACACUCUUCCUAAUGCUGCAUUGGUAAAUAUGUGUGCUAGUGCUACAGGCAGUGUCAUGGGUUAUGAUGAGAUCUACCCGAGAUUGGUCGAUCUCGUUUCAGAAACCAGAUUCUACACCUCCCAAUCUUCAACAAAACGGGUUGAGGUUGGUGGUGGUGAAGGUGGUAUUGGUGGCAUCAAGAAGCUUCUGAAUCAAAUACACACACUAAUGGGGAAGGAUGGCUAUGAUGAGACACACAUCCAUCAUGAGGAUCAGUACAUUACUGUACACCGUGUGCAUCCUGAAUCGCGGAAAGGAUAUUUCCUCAUUGCCCAUACAGCUUUCCCUGGCUACGGUAAUGGCAACGGUGGUUUCAGUCCUGUUCAUCUUACUGGGACGAAAGCUAGACACCUUGGAAGCUGGAUGCUCGAAGUCGACACUAGCGAGGAGGCAACGAAAGAAGUUCUGAGCGACAAAAAGUUCUUGAGAGGUCUGCCAAGCAAAGUUAUCGAUCUGCCAGGUAUUCGAAUGGAAUCAAACAAGGACGAGACUAUCAUCUCAGUUCGCGAUAAAUUCCCGCCUGGAAGCAUCGCUUUGUUCGAAACCUGGAUUCCAGAAGCAGAGCAUACAGCCGGACUUGACUCCUAUGUGACCUCAGGAGGGAAGGCUGCAUUUGCUGAUGUCAAUCUCAUUGAUUUGAAUUUUGUGCUGUACCGUUGUGAGGCAGAAGAGCUCGAUUCUAGCGAUGGCAAGGACGGUGUCUACGAUAUUCCGGGUCAUGGCAAGCUUGUCUAUGCUGGCCUUCAAGGCUGGUGGAGCGUUCUGAAAAAUAUCAUCCGAGACAACGAUCUCGCUCAUCCCUUAUGCCAACACCUACGUAACGGGCAAUGGGCGUUGGACUACAUCGUCGGCCGACUUGAGAGGAUAUCAAAGAAGCCGGGGUACGAGCAAUUAGAGAAGCCUGCUGUCUGGCUGAAGGAAAGGUUUGAUGCAAUCCGAAAAUUGCCAAGCUUUCUCUUGCCAAGAUAUUUCGGGCUUGUGAUUCGUACAGCCUAUAAAGCUGCAUGGGACCGUGGUAUCGAGCUCAUGAACGAGAACGUCCAGAAUGGUCAAUGGUUCUUGAAGAGCCUUGCCAUGGUCAGCGUCCAACAGAAUGGGUAUGUCAAGUCAGCUUCGUUAUAUCCAAAGAAAGUUGUGCCUUCAUUGGCAGCUGGACUUCCACAUUUCGCUGUCGAAUGGGCUCGCUGCUGGGGCAGAGAUGUCUUCAUUUCUGCACGAGGGCUUUUCCUUGGAACAGGCCGCUAUGCCGACUGCAAGGAACAUAUCAUUGCCUUUUCAAGUGUUUUGAAGCAUGGCAUGGUACCGAACCUACUAUCUAGUGGCAAUAAUCCACGAUACAAUGCGCGUGAUGCAAUCUGGUUCAUGCUUCAAACGAUUCAAGAUUAUACCAAGAUCGUACCAAAUGGUAUCGACCUUCUCAAAGACAAUGUCCCUCGACGUUUUCUGCCUUAUGACGAUACAUACUUCGAGUCCGAUGAUCCAAGAGCGUACUCUAAGAGUUCCACCAUUGAAGAUAUCAUUCAAGAAGCUCUUCAGCGUCAUGCUACUGGAAUGAAAUUCCGCGAGGCUAAUGCGGGUCCAGGACUUGAUAUGCAGAUGAGUUCAGAAGGAUUUGAUCAAGAGAUCAAAGUAGACUGGGAGAAUGGUAUAAUAUUUGGUGGCAACCAGAACAAUUGUGGCACUUGGAUGGACAAGAUGGGUGAGUCGGAACGAGCUGGAAGCAAAGGAGUUCCCGGAACUCCGCGUGACGGCGCAGCAAUUGAGAUAACUGGUCUCUUGUACAGCACUCUGGUCUGGUUGUCGAAGUUGCACAAGGAGGAGAAGUACAAGUACGCUGGUGUCAGUACUUCAGAUCCAAAGCAUAAGGUUAUUACUUGGGCCAACUGGGCAGCUUUACUGAAGGACAACUUCGAGAAGUGCUACUACGUCCCAUUGGAUUCAAAGGACGACAGCCAUUACGACGUCAACCCGAAGAUCAUCAACCGACGAGGCAUCUACAAAGACUUGUACAAAUCUGGCAAAGAGUACGAAGACUAUCAGCUGCGAGCCAACUUCCCGAUCGCGAUGACUGUCGCACCAGACUUGUUUGUUCCUGAGCAUGCUCUUCACGCCUUGACUUUGGCGGACAAGGUUCUUCGUGGCCCUACUGGCAUGGCAACUCUCGAUCCCGCAGAUCUGAAUUACCGUCCAUACUACAACAACUCGGAAGACUCAACCGAUUUCGCAACCUCUAAGGGACGAAACUACCAUCAGGGUCCAGAAUGGCUUUGGCCAACAGGUUUCUUCCUGAGGGCAUUACUGAAAUUUGAUCUCAUGAGAAGAAAGGGUCCUCAGGAGAGAACAGAGGCGUUCCAGCAGAUCACAAGAAGGUUAGCAGGCUGCAAAGAAGCUAUCCAGAGCAGUCCUUGGGCGGGGUUGACCGAGUUGACAAACAAGAACGGGGAGUUCUGCGGCGAUUCGUCCCCAACUCAAGCUUGGAGCGCUGGCUGUCUCAUUGAUUUGUAUCACGAUGCGGCGCAGUAUGACGUUUCCCAACUUUCGGAGAACUUGAGCAAGAUGAAGACAUAGAAAAGUCGAGAUGGCGAUUAGGAAGACAAUCCUGCAUAGGAAGUCAUCAUCAGGCUAUGACACGAAGUAUACGAUUCGAUGACAUGGGAUGGAUGGAGUUGGUCGGCUUCCUAAUAUUUCAAGAUGAACGAGAACAAGCAUUGGUAGAUACCUAGUAAGACCAAAAGAAUGCAUGCU